Microthlaspi erraticum is the source of this 1326-nucleotide messenger RNA. The record is from the annotation of a GenBank genome assembly. Lineage: Eukaryota; Viridiplantae; Streptophyta; Magnoliopsida; Brassicales; Brassicaceae.
AUGAGUUGUUGCAAACAGCCGGCUCUUAUCGAAGCACAGGUUGAAAUGGGGUCGGUUAAUGAUCUUGAGCAGAAAAGCCUAUUUAGACGAGACGAAGAUGCCACACAAACUAAAGAAGCUUCUUUGAUGGAGCAAGGAUCGCUUUCUACGAGCUCCCCUGGACACAUUGCUAAAUCACCAAAGAACAGCGUGCUUAAAAGCAUCAAGAUUGUCAUUUUGUCUAAUAAACUCAACCUAUUAUUACCUUUCGGUCCUCUGGCUAUAUUGCUCCACUACAUGAUAGAUAGUAAGGGGUGGGUGUUCUUGCUGAGCUUAGUUGGCAUUACUCCAUUGGCUGAACGUCUAGGAUAUGCCACAGAGCAACUGGCUUUUUACACGGGGCCGACUGUUGGAGGCCUCCUAAAUGCUACAUUCGGGAACGUGACAGAACUGAUCAUAUCGAUCUUCGCUUUGAAAAAUGGGAUGAUACGUGUUGUUCAGUUGACGUUACUAGGAUCGAUUCUGUCUAACAUGUUGCUUGUACUUGGCUGCGCCUUCUUCUGCGGUGGGCUAGUCUUUUACCAGAAAGACCAAGUCUUUGACAAAGGAAUUGCAGUUGUGAAUUCAGGAUUGCUUCUGAUGGCUGUCAUGGGGAUACUCUUCCCCGCUGUUCUUCACUACACGCAUAGUGAGGUUCAUGCCGGAUCAUCAGAGCUGGCCCUGUCAAGGUUCAGCAGUUGCAUAAUGCUUAUUGCCUAUGCCGCUUACCUCUUCUUCCAGUUGAAGAGCCAGUCUAAUUCUUAUAGCCCUCUUGAUGAGGAAACAAAUCAGAACGAAGAAACUUCUGUUGAUGAGGAAGAACCUGAGAUCUCCAAGUGGGAAUCUAUCAUAUGGCUCUCAAUCUUGACUGCUUGGGUCUCUCUUCUCUCUGGCUAUCUUGUUGAUGCCAUAGAGGGUGCCUCGGUCUCAUGGAACAUACCAAUAGCUUUUAUCAGUGUGAUCUUGCUUCCUAUUGUUGGGAAUGCAGCCGAGCAUGCGGGUGCUAUCAUGUUUGCCAUGAAAGACAAACUGGAUCUGUCCUUGGGAGUGGCUAUUGGCUCCUCCAUCCAGAUCUCCAUGUUUGCGGUCCCUUUCUGCGUUGUGAUUGGAUGGAUGAUGGGUGAACAAAUGGACCUUAACUUCCAGCUUUUUGAGACGGCGAUGUUGUUCAUCACUGUUAUAGUAGUAGCUUUUUUCCUCCAGGAAGGGACAUCGAAUUACUUCAAAGGAUUGAUGCUCAUUCUUUGUUAUUUGAUAGUAGCUGCCAGUUUCUUUGUACACGAAGAUCCUCCUCAAGAUGGUAUAUAA